Messenger RNA from Phytophthora sojae, 531 nucleotides. RefSeq lists its product as hypothetical. Lineage: Eukaryota; Oomycota; Peronosporomycetes; Peronosporales; Peronosporaceae. The record is from RefSeq and is a predicted model, not a curated record. The coding region runs from base 1 to 531 and encodes 176 amino acids. The transcript is spliced from 2 exons.
AUGCACGUCGUCGCUUACAAGUCAGCCCCGCCCCCGGCGAACCCGCCCCGGGUCGUGUCGCUCAGCCCAUCCCUCGGCGGAUGCACGAGCCCCAGCCCUUUCGUCGAUGAUGACGAUGGCGUGCACAGGCCGGCUUGGCUCGCCACUCUGGUCUUCCUGCUCCCUGGCCAGCGUCGUGUCGACGUGUCGUCGACUCUGCGCGAGCACGUAGAUAUGCCGUAUUGGAUCCCGUACUGGCGCCUCACCCAACCAGCGCAUGGCCUGUCGGACGAGCUGUCAGCCCGGCCGUUGCUGGCUGUGUUUCGGUUUGUGCGGUUCGUCAGGUUCUACGUGGCGUCCGCCUACUGUGACACCAAGUUUGUGCUGAAGACGUCGGACGACUACCUCUGGGGCCAAGUUCUCUCGUAUGAGCGCUCGUCGGCGAUCUCGUUGGUGGAUGACGGUGAUGUUCUUUUGGAGCCAGGCUCCCCUUACGUCUGUAUCGUGGCUGUACGCGACUACGAGAACGACCGUUGCGAUCCCGCUGGAUGA